This is a messenger RNA of Malassezia restricta, 999 nucleotides long. Its product is annotated as 3-hydroxyacyl-CoA dehydrogenase. Gene Ontology annotation, cellular component: mitochondrion. The record is from RefSeq and is a predicted model, not a curated record. NCBI's taxonomy places the organism in Eukaryota, Fungi, Basidiomycota, Malasseziomycetes, Malasseziales, Malasseziaceae. The coding region runs from base 1 to 999 and encodes 332 amino acids. The transcript has 3 exons. Gene Ontology annotation, molecular function: NAD+ binding; (3S)-3-hydroxyacyl-CoA dehydrogenase (NAD+) activity. Gene Ontology annotation, biological process: fatty acid beta-oxidation.
AUGUUUGCUACUGUUGGCGCGCGUACCCUUGCUGGCUCACGUACUGUCGCACGCACUGCUGCAAUUACACGUGCCUUUUCGACUUCGAUGUCUCGUAACGAAGUGAAGAAUGUUACUGUGUUCGGUGCUGGUCUGAUGGGUGCCGGCAUUGCUCAGGUUCUUGCGGACGUGGGCAAGUACAAUGUCACGCUCGCUGAUGUGACGGACAAGGCGCUUGCGAACGGCCAGGGCAUUAUUGCCAAGUCGCUGUCGCGUAUCGCGAAGAAGAAGAUGGCGGACAAGUCGCCUGAGGAACAGGAACAGUUUGUCAAGAGUGUGGUCGACUCGAUCCAUGUGACGACGGAUGCUGCCAAGGCUGUGGAGUCUACGGAUCUUGUGAUUGAGGCCAUCAUUGAAAACAUGAAAAUCAAGAAGGAGCUUUUUAGCUUCUUGGACUCCAAGGCGCCUGCAGGUGCCAUCUUUGCCAGCAACACCUCGUCGCUGAGCAUCUCGGAGGUGGCCAGUGCCACGAAGCGUGAGGACCGCUUCGGUGGUUUCCACGCCUUCAACCCUGUGCCGCAGAUGAAGCUGAUCGAGAUUGUGCGCACGUCGCAUACGAGUCCCGAGACGCACGAGACGCUGGUUGAGGUGGCCAAGCGCAUGGGCAAGGUGCCUGUGUCGUGCAAGGACUCGCCGGGCUUCAUUGUGAACCGUCUGCUCGUGCCCUACCAGCUCGAGGCCCUGCGUCUUGUCGAGCGUGGCGUGGCUUCGCCCGAGGACGUCGACACGGCCAUGAAGCUGGGUGCUGGCUACCCCAUGGGUCCGUUUGAGCUGGCCGAUCUGGUGGGUCUUGACACUAUGGAGCACAUCGCUCAGGGCUGGCGCGAGUCGGUCGCUGGCACGGAAGACAUGCCGGCUGACCUGGUCAAGGAGUCGCCUAUGCUCAAGCAGCUGAUCAGCGAGGGUAGGCUCGGUCGCAAGACGCCUGAGAAGGGUGGCUUUUACCAGUACAAGAAGUAG